Messenger RNA from Sclerotinia sclerotiorum 1980 UF-70, 798 nucleotides. RefSeq lists its product with no specific name. The record is from RefSeq and is a predicted model, not a curated record. The transcript has a single exon. The coding region runs from base 1 to 798 and encodes 265 amino acids. NCBI's taxonomy places the organism in Eukaryota, Fungi, Ascomycota, Leotiomycetes, Helotiales, Sclerotiniaceae.
AUGCGCGCAGCAGCAACAAAUGCCCCUGCUGACGCAAAGAGCAGGUUUAAGUCUCAGCAUGAUAUUCACAUGGCUUCCAGACAAGUCAAAUAUCGAGAAAUGAAUCACGAAGAGAAGAAAAAACAGGACGAGUGGGUACGUGACUUCAUUCAGUAUGCCGGGCCAUGUCCAGCCGGAUUCAGCUGGGAGCGAGUAAAGUAUGGAUACGUCUGCAAUGGUGGAAAUCAUUUAUGCACGGAUGAUCUCCUCGCUGAAGGUAAAGGCGGAUUUUAUGUCGGAACUCUCGAUGCUGGAUGGUGGGGCCCAACUUAUGACACGGACGUUAUUGGUCAAUACAGAUUUGCAGAAGCUAAGGUCUGGAAGUACGCUCAAAAACACGGAUUAGAUCCAAAUAUUGCUCCUGUCAUCCCAAAGCCAGACUUACCAGCAACUGGUGAAAUUCACCCAGGCAUUGCAAAAGCAAUGGCAGGAUUAAGACCCAUGCCGCAGGCCCUCUCAAUUGAUGAGACACAUUCCUUAUUUACGGUAGUAGGGUAUCCUGAGAGAAUGGAACUUGCAGCGAGCUCCAGAGGCCAUCGUAUCCCUGCUGGACUAUCCCAUCAUUCAUCUGGUGCAUCGCAUCAGUUAAGCACUCUAUAUGGACCAGGAGGCCUGCCAAAUAGACUUACAAUGAAUAUGGGUAAUGGUUCUUUAUCCCAAGCAGGUCAGAUUCCACAUGGAUUUGGUUUGCCAUCUUAUAUGGGUGGUCCAAGCGGAGGUGGAUCUUGUGGGAAUGGAUGUUGUGGGCACAGACAUUGA